AUGCGGCGAGACGAUUUUGAGCGUCGGCGCCUUCGUGAUCUUUACGACCGGAACGUGCGCCGGGUGCGGGCACUGGCAGAGGCGCGAGAUGCGAGAAGGACCGGCAGCGACGACGAUGUGGCGGCUCCCCGUCGUUAUGUCGUUAGCGAGCGUCGCACUCGCCUCGAGGGGUUUGGCCGUGGCGGCUAUCAAGUGCGGCGCUCCGGCCGUGGCAACCGUGGCACAGAAAGCCGUCGCUUCAGCGACCGGGGUGUCUACCGUCGCGGCGCUCUGGACCGCUUUGAGCGCGAGGAGGACCUCGAGCGCAAGAUGCGUCGUGCACGUUUUCGCGAGCGUCGCCUCAAUGAGGGCGGGCUGCGGUUCGGUCGCCAGCGCCUGCGUCUUCACCGCAGCGAGCGACGGGAGCUCCGCCAGCUUCGUGAGCUUCGUGAGCUUCGAGAACUUCGUGAGCUUCACGCGUUUCGUGGUGCUCAGAGGGGCCGAGGCAAUGGCGAUCGCCGCGAACCACCCCGGCGCGAGACGCUAGACAAGGAGUUGGAUCACUACAGAAAGGACCAGCGUGGCGGACGCAGGCGUGGAGGCGGUGGUCGUGGUGGGGCUGCUGUACAGCAGCCGCUUACAAAGGAGCGACUUGACGCGGAACUCGAUCGCUUCCGCAGCGGAAACUAG
Messenger RNA from Trypanosoma rangeli, 669 nucleotides. RefSeq lists its product as uncharacterized. The transcript has a single exon. The record is from RefSeq and is a predicted model, not a curated record. Bases 1 to 669 code for a protein of 222 amino acids. Lineage: Eukaryota; Euglenozoa; Kinetoplastea; Trypanosomatida; Trypanosomatidae.